GAAUACGUGCUCGCCACCCUCCAGUCUUUCCCUUUCUCGCUUUUGCGUGCACGCACCUAAACACGUCCGCCCCCCUGUCACUACUCUCGUCCCUCUCUGACCCACAGUCAGUCGCACACAUUUAUACACAUGCAUGCGGGUGGACGGCGGAUUCUGAAAUCUCCGUGAAGAUGGUGGUACCGGGGCUGUUUUUUUAACUGUGCUUAGAUAGCUCACAUAACGCUUUACAGCGGUAUCCAUUGUGCCUCUUCUGGAAAGAAAGACCGGUGAAUGGCCAGACAACGGGGAAUAGAAGAACAUCUCAAAGGGAUAGAGAGGAUCGGACGGGAAGUGCGUUUAAAUAGCGAAACCCGCAAAUCUGCCUUGAAUACAAUUGAAGUAUUUGGACAGAAGAAACAGACGUCUGCUUCUUCAUGCAAUUGAGUUAAAGUGGGGGAUCAAGGAGCCGCUUGUCUGUUCAGGGAGGACUCGGUGUCCGGGGGAUACGAGGAAGGGAGAAAGCUGGUAAUUAGCCCAUAUUCUCCACUUGCUAUUCGUCUGCGACUCAAUGGGAAGAAUAGUGGCGUGGGAAAAGUUUCCAUCAAACGAGCAAAGGAGGACGGAAAGGGGCUACAUACAACCAAGACUGGCUUCCGCCGUGGCCCUGUAUGGAUGGCAGACUGAAGUUUACUGACAAUUCAAUUGCCGGUCACUCGUGGAAUUAUGGGAGAAAUCAGUGCCAGUUAUCAGGAAAUUCAAAUAAAUGUUAUGUUGACUUGACUGUUCUUGUAUUAUCAAAACAAUAUUUACUCAACACAGACUGAGCAUGGGAUGGAUCCAAUAAAGUAGGUAUUUGCGCGUGUAGGCUUACACUUGAUCUCCAAUUAAAUUGUAGGUCUACUACAUUUUGCAGCUUUUUGCUCUGCCAACUUGUCCUCUUAAAAUUGCCCACUUCUGUCAGCGUGGAUCCCCGGGAAUUGGAGGCGCAGCUUUGGAAAUUCCGGAGAGGGACCUCAGGAAAGGACGGGGCUCCAUCCAUGGAAAUACUUACGAAUAGGCCUUUUCCCAAUCACAGCAAGAGCAUGUGGGUAAAGAAGGAUAAUGGGCAUUAGACGUCAGUGUUUGUUUUCUCUUUCUUGUUAAUGGGAAGACAUUUCCGCCUUAAAUAACCCAGCACAUGUCAAACAAUAGUUCCGUAACUGUGGCUUUUCUUGCAAUGCCUUUACAACGACGGUGCUUGGGUUCAUUUGGGGAAUAUGGGAUAAAGUUCUAUACACACUAAGUGUUCACGCGUGAAGUUUGAAAUUAUUAUUUUUCUCAUAUAUCACUGUAAAUUGGAAGCAAUUUCUGAAUGCAUUAUAUUCUACUUGCUUAAAAGCAUUACCAUGUAAUAUAGAACAUAUAAGAGAGGACAGGCAGGAGGCUACAGUUCUGUAGAGACAAAUAUAAAUGCAGACGGGAUCUAAAAUCAAUGGAGGAUUAUUUUGACAGUGCAUGUACAAAGAAUGGCUAUGCAGGCAGCCAAGUAGUGAGAGCAUGAAGGAAUUUGAUCCAGGUUUCAGUUGUCAUUAUCUGAAGAAUUUGUCCCAAUAUACCAGUAGUCUACAGUCGGCUAUUUAGUCAGGGGAGAGCCUUGGAAAUACUACUGAAAUGCUACUGAAUACUACUAAAGUAGUAUUACACAACUAGGUUUCUACAGUCAACAUAAUUAUGUUAUGUAAGAUUUUGACUUCUCCCCAAAUCUUUUUCAAUGAGUCAAAAACAGUUGUUAGUACUUGGACUGGAACAGAAUGAACUGUGCCGACACAAGUGCGUCAAAACAGAGGGGAAGGUAUAAGAAUGUGAGUAUUGACGUCAUGAGGGGCAAUAAUUAACAGAUCAAAAUUCAGUACAGGCUAACUGUCAGACUUUUUCUCUGGAGAUGUUUUCUGUUAGUGCAUAAUUUAUUUGUUCUAGUCUAGAGGGUACCACACUCAAUACAUUCAUAGCCUACAUUGCCUUGCAAAUAGCAAUUCGCUCUAUUGUUGUCGAAUUUCUGUUAGAUUAAAAAGCAACAUGGCAUCCCCCCAACAUCAGCAGCUGCUGCCUCACAACACAGAGGUGAGCUGUGACUCAAGCGGCGAGGGCAGCGUCUCCGUGAGGAUCAGCAGUAGUGUCAAACACAAGCACGGAGGAGGAGCCGGGGCGCUGGGUGGCAUGGGAGGAGGCUUCAUGGGGAGUGGGUCCAAACACUGCAAGUACAGCAUCUCCUCUAGCUGCAGCUCGGGAGAGUCCGGGGUUCUCAGGCCCGUGGUUAAGGGGCUGCGAACCCAGAGGAAGAUGCCCCAGCUGUUCGAAAGGUCUGCGGGGCACUUCUGGGACCCAAAGUUUGACUCUCCCAUCCUGGAGGAGGCAUGCAGGGAGAGGUGCUUUCCCCAGACCCAGCGGAGGUUCCGCUACGUCCUCUUCUACCUGUUCGCCGCCAGCCUCCUCUGGGGGGUGUACUUCAGUGCCAACCCCGACCGGUGUGACCGAACUGCCUUCCUCGUCCCCACCGCCUGCUUCCUCCUCUUCUGCCUCCUCCUCUUCCUUUUGACGUUCACAAGGAUCUACGUCCGCUGCUACAACCAGGCGUCACUGCUGCUCAUCGUGGUGACUUUUGCCCUCACCCUGGCACCCCAGAUCCAGACAGCCGGCUUCAGGGACCUGGAGACCCUCCCUCCUGAGGAUGUGGUGGAGGAUGUGGGGGACUUCAGUGGCAUGGAGCCCAGAAAUGUGACCUUCAACCGGGACUUACCCACGGGCAGCGCCUGCCUAUCUCCAGUAGGGACCUUCUCCCUGGGCAUGGAGGUGCUGCUGCUACUCUACAGCGUCCUCCACGUCCGACUCUAUGCCUCGGUGCUACUGGGACUUCUCUACUCUGUGCUCUUCGAGGCUCUGGGAUGGCUUCACCUCACCCAGGCUGCUGGGGAUGGUUGGAGCCAGGCCAUGGAGGGGUCUGACUGGGACACUCUACGCUGGCUGGGGCCAGCCAAAGCUUUGCUCCACCUGUGCGCCCAUGCCAUCGGCAUCCACCUUUUCAUCAUGUCUGAGGUGCGAUCGCGAAGUACCUUCCUCAAGGUGGGCCAGGCCAUCAUGCACGGCAAGGACCUGGAGGUGGAGAAGGCGCUGAAAGAACGCAUGAUCCACUCGGUGAUGCCUCGGAGGGUGGCCGACGACCUGAUGAAGCAGGGCGACGAGGAAGGCUUGGCGGGCGGGAGCUCGGCCAAGCGCUACUCCAGCAGCGGCGCGGCGGCCGUCAUCUCCAGUCCCAAGAACAACAAGAGGAAUAAGACCUCAAUCCCGAGAGGCCAGAUCAUCUUCAGACCCUUCAACAUGAAGCGCAUGGAGCCCGUCAGCAUCCUCUUUGCGGAUAUCGUAGGCUUCACCAAGAUGUCUGCCAACAAGUCGGCCCACGCCUUGGUGGGGCUCCUCAAUGACCUCUUUGGACGUUUUGACCGGCUGUGUGAGCUGACGUGCUGUGAGAAGAUAAGCACCCUCGGGGACUGCUACUACUGCGUGGCAGGCUGCCCUGAACCUCGGGCUGACCAUGCCUACUGCUGCGUAGAGAUGGGGCUGGGCAUGAUCCAAGCCAUCGAACAGUUCUGCCAGGAGAAGAGCGAGAUGGUUAACAUGAGGGUGGGCGUCCACACGGGCACUGUCCUGUGCGGUAUCCUCGGGAUGAAGCGAUUUAAGUUCGACGUGUGGUCCAACGACGUGAACCUGGCCAAUUUGAUGGAGCAACUGGGCGUGGCCGGGAAGGUGCACCUAUCAGAGGCCACCGCCAACUUUUUGGAUGACCGGUACCAGCGGGAGAACGGACGGGUCACUGAGAGGGUUGGACAGAGCGUGGUGGCGGACCAGCUGAAAGGAUUGAAGACCUACCUGAUCUCAGGGAGGAAGGUGGAGCCGUGCCACUGUAGCUGUUCCCAGCUGGGCCUGGUUGGCCUGGAGCCUGGGGGGGACACCCGCUGUCCCACACCCCGUGCCCACACCCCAGAUGGACCCCCCAGAGCCCCCUCAGCCUGUGGCCUACCCCAGAGAGGGGCUCCCGACAGGGCCAAGUCUCAUUGUCUCUCCUGCAGUGCGGCUGUAGUUCCAAAGGAGGAUCAGGUUCUGGAGAAGGGCACGGUGCAGAACGGUUGCCAUGACGAUCACACGACCAAUAGCAGCAAGGCCCCCGUAGGCUGCAGCCCUAAGGCCCUGAACGGUCUGCUGAGCCCCAGGCUGGAGGAGCCCCUGACCAACAGCCAGACGUCCCUGUGUGAGAUGCUCCAGGAGAAGGAGAAGAAGUGGGGUGGAGGGGCCAUGGGGAUGGACCACUCUGCUCUCAUCCCCCUGCGCUCCAAGAACUUCAGAGAGAGGAGCGACGCUCACUUUGUGGAUGUUAUCAAAGAGGACAGUCUGAUGAAGGACUACUUUUUCAAGCCUCCCAUCAACAAGCUGAGCCACACCUUCCUGGACAGAACCCUGGAGUCUGCCUACAGGACCAGCUACCAGGAAGAGGUGGAGACCCAGGCAGCGGUACAGACCUUUGCCAGCCCUACCUUCAGCUCUUUCCUGGACAUGGUCCUGUGUUGCUCUGUGUUCCUGGCCCUCUCCCUGGCCUGCCUCCUCCGGCCCCUGCUCUCCCUCCCUGGGGCCCCCCUGCCUGCCCCGGCCCUCGCCCUGGUUGCCGUGGCCACCCUGCUGGAGGCCCUGGCGCUGGUGCUGUCUAUACGGAUGGCCUUCUACCUGGACAGCGUGAUGAGCUGCACUAGAACCCUGCUGAGGGCCAUCUCUGGCUGGGUCCCCCGUCACCUGAUAGGGGCCGUGCUGGUGUCCCUGCCCGCUGUGUCCGUCUUCUCACACGUCACCUGUGACAUGCACCUCUCCAUACAGUUCACCAUGCUCACCUGCUGUGCAGUGAUCAUUGCCAUCAUCCAGUACUGUAACUUCUGCCAGCUGAGCUGCUGGAUGCGCUCGGCCAUGGCCACGGUGGUGGGACUGGUGCUGUUCGCCCUGCUCUUCAGCCCGCCCUGCAGUUCUGCCAACAGUAUGUUAUUUUGGUCUGGCGACGCCACCAACAACAGUAACCGCAGCAGUGUUGUACAUGGUCAGCCUGAGCCCGCCGCUGACCCCGUGCCCCGCCUCCAGGACCUGCUGGGCCCCGAGGUGGGAGUGGCCUUCUUCCUGCUCCUCCUGCUCGUCUGGUUCCUCAACCGCGAGUUCGAGGUCAGCUACCGCCUCCAUUACCACGGCAACGUGGAGGCCGACCAGCACCGCAUCAAGAUCCAGAACAUGAGGGACCAAGCCGAUUGGUUGCUUAGGAACAUCAUUCCCAUCCACGUGGCAGAGCAGCUCAAAGUGACUCAGAGUUACUCCAAAAACCAUGGUAAUGUUGGCGUGAUUUUUGCCAGUAUCGUUAACUUUAGCGAGUUCUACGAGGAGAGUUACGAGGGCGGCAAGGAGUGCUACCGUGUGCUCAACGAGCUCAUCGGUGACUUCGACGAACUGCUUCGCGAGCCGCCCUUCAACAACAUCGAGAAGAUCAAGACCAUUGGUGCCACGUACAUGGCGGCGGCUGGGCUGAACGCGCAGCAGUGCGCCGAGACGCCGCACCCUCACGGCCACCUACGGGCGCUGUUUGACUUCGCACUGGAGAUGAUGCGCGUGGUGGACGACUUCAACAAGAACAUGCUGGGCUUCAAGUUCAAGUUGCGCAUCGGUUUCAACCACGGUCCUUUGACUGCAGGGGUGAUCGGCACCACUAAGCUGCUCUACGACAUCUGGGGCGACACAGUGAACAUCGCCAGUCGCAUGGACACUACGGGUGUGGAGUGCCGCGUGCAGGUGAGCGAGGAGAGCUACUGCGCCCUCAGUGCCAUGGACUACAACUUCGACUACCGCGGCACAGUCAACGUCAAGGGCAAAGGUCAAAUGAAGACCUUUCUGUUCCCCAAGAGUGCGGACAGCGGCGCCCCCGUGCCUCAGUACCUGCUUUCCGUCUCGCCAGAGAUCCGGGUGCAGGUGGACGGGAGUAUCGGGCGCUCGCCAACGGAUGAGCUCUCUAAUAUGGUGCCUAGCUCCAUCUCUGGUGUACCCAGUACCACCAGUCCCUCGCUCAGCUCUGGGGUGUCCACGGGUCUGCUGCGGCCUGAGAGGGGGGUGGUGGAGGCUGGAGAUAGGCCAGACAGUCGGCAACAAUACUACUGUAGCCCUACUACUACAGAGACCAUCGCAGCCAGACGCUCCUCCUCAUCAUCCUACGUUGGUCUAGCCUCCCUGCCUAUCACUAGUCAAGCUGGAGCUACUUUGAAAGUCAAACAACCAAAUCAGUCCAUCACUAAUAAAGAUGAAACUCCUUCAACCAGCGUCCAACAACCAAAUCUGCCCACCACUAGUCUAGCUGGAGCUCUUUUGACAGUCCAACAACCAAAUCUGCCCACCACUAGUCUAGCUGGAGCUCUUUUGACAGUCCAACAAGCAAAUCUGCCCACCACUAGUCUAGCUGGAGCUCUUUUGACAGUCCAACAACCAAAUCUGCCCACCACUAGUCUAGCUGGAGCUCUUUUGACAGUCCAACAACCAAAUCUGCCCACCACUAGUCUAGCUGGAGCUCUUUUGACAGUCCAACAACCAAAUCUGCCCACCACUAGUCUAGCUGGAGCUCUUUUGACAGUCCAACAACCAAAUCUGCCCACCACUAGUCUAGCUGGAGCUCUUUUGACAGUCCAACAACCAAAUCCACCCAUCAAUUAUAAAGGUGAAACUCCUUCAACCAAUGUCCAACAACCAAAUCCACCCAUCAAUUAUAAAGGUGAAACUCCUUCAACCAACGUCCAACAACCAAAUCCACCCAUCAAUUAUAAAGGUGAAACUCCUUCAACCAACGUCCAACAACUAAAUCUGCCCACCACUAGUCUAGCUGGAGCUCCUACAACAAACGUCCUCCAACAACCAAAACCUGUGGCGCCUGCCUCCCUCCAGUCUCUCUCCCCUCAGAAUGCCACAGCAACUGAGUCACGGAAGGAGGUGGAAAAAGAGAAAGAGGAGCAGGACGAUGAUGACAUUAUUGGCGAGCUAACGAAACUCUAAGACUGUUAUGUCUGCGAUAGUUUUUUGCAUUAGCCUUCAGCCCUUUAAGCACGGCCUUUCUUGCAUUCCUGCCAGUUGAAGCUUAUCAUGGAACAGUCGUAUGUGACGAGAAGGCAUACAGGAGGGAGCACCUAAAUGGCAGACUGUAAGAAACCGGUUUCUGGCUCCUCUGUUGUCAAUUCUUCUCCAGGUUCGUGCUCAUUGGGACACAGCUUUGUUAAUCUUUUUUCAACUGAAUGCGAAAAUGAGCGUUUCUUAUUGAACAAGUUCAGAUACUACAUCUGUUUUCUUCCCGUUCAUGCCCACUGAACACGACCGAUGUAGCUGGUGGCCACAGUAAGAGUGAAUAAGAAGAUAGGGAAAGUACGACGGGCGCUAUUACUGAACUUAUGUUGCUAUAGAAACCCAGCCUCCUAUGAUCUACUUGAUUCUCACUAACAUCUUUAGUCUUUUUUUGUUGUUGUAUGUUUUUGGCUUUUUUUUUUCUCGCCUUUGUUUUUUUCUGUCUUGAUUAAUAAGUGCCUUUAGCACAAAAUAAUGUGUAGACCAAGCUGGUCUGGACGAGGAACGAAGAAGAAGCAUAAAGGGGAAAGAACACUGGGAAAGACUUCUACACUACCAAACUGUGAAUCUUAUGUACAUUUUAAGGCAAAAGCUUGGUUUCUGUCAAUUUGUUAUAGUUGUCUUUGGUCUGUGUAGCUAAGAAAUUGCUUGUAUUACUGUAGUUAAGGAGUUUACAAGAAUUGGAGCAAUAAGAAAUGCCACAGUGAAGAGUGGAUGAUGGGUUACAAAGGGAAGCAAGAUGGAGUCGUCUUUUCACAGUGAAUCACUUUAAAUUGUCUAAGAAAAGCACAGGCCUCGCACAACGCUCUCAGACAAACCCACAACAAUAUCUAGAACAUCAGUCGGAAGGCUUGACUGUGUGCUUGUGUCUGUGCGCUACACUACAGUAAUAACUGCCAUCCACGGCCUCAUGCGGAGAGGUGGCUGUAAGUUGUCAUUCUGCAACUGAUGAAACCGUGGGAAGAAGGUGGGGAGUGUGAUUAAGACAUAAUGAAAUCCCGCUUGCUGAUGUGGUAUCUUUUCUCCUGGCCCUGGUUAAAAGUAAGGACCUCUGUCUUACUAGCCUCAAGCCGUCAACUAGACCUUGGUAAUAGUAAUUAGGGCUGAAUCCUAACUCCCACUUAAGUCUGUUUUAAGUCAAAGUCUCCAAUUGACAUCAAUGCAUGACUAAGUGAAAAUGUUUAAGUUAGGACUUGACCCUAACUCUUUAACAUAUCACUAAUUAGCUUCAGCUGCACAUUAGUCUAUAAAGUCUAUACAAGUCUAUAAAGCUAACUUUUAGCACCACAGGUUGGUUCAUGUGCCAUAACCUCUUCCUAGUAUUUUACAGGAAUGCAAUCUGUUGUUAGGCUACCGUUGUUGAGGUUUGAAGUGCACCCCUCUAGGUAGGCUUCCUAAUAGGUAGUUUAUAUUGAACGUGCUGGUCUGCUUACAAUACAGUUAACAAUCUGCUAAAAUUGUUACAUGUGCGUCAUGUACAUAUCAUGUGGAAUAGGCAAGAGCACAAACAGAUCUGGGACCAGGCUAAUCUUGAGUAGUCUCUUGUGGCAGACCUGAGUUAAGAUGUUGAGUGAUCCAGUUUAACAGAAUGGUAGAUUGGUAUAUUGACCUUCAAAUAGGACUUGAUUUGCUAUCGCCACCCCCCCCCCCCCCGCCCCCCGUUACUCUACCGUCCGGCUAUUUAGAAAUACAUGCAAGGGGGAAUGCACCUGAUUCCUCUUGUUACAGCAUUCCUGCCAAAUUAGAUCCUGGAUAAUAAGGGACGUUUCUAACAUGUGUCAUGUAAACAACAUAUACAAAUAAACAUGUCAAGUGUGCAUGUUCAGUGCUACAUAUUUUCCUAUUUGUUUUGUGUGUUUGUUUUGUUGAAGUUGAGAUCUUGUUGUUUUCUUUUUAUAUAUAUACAUGUACUGUAUGCAUUGUUUUAUCAGAACCUUUCUUGAGAUAAUUGAGUAUGGUGAACUGUACAGUGCAUAUCCUCCAACUGCAAGUCUAAUCAUCCCUGUCACUUUCUCUCUGUUUUAGUGAAAGGGCUUGGGUGCUCGGGGGAAAUAACAAAACAAGUAAUGGUACUGCUAGGCUUCCAUCCAAUUGGCGACCGAUUUUCAUGCAAAUAUUCUAAAAUCUACAUGAAGAAAAUAUGCGUAUUUUUCCACCAGUGGUGUGUUUCCACCAGGGGUGUGUUUCCACCAGGGGUGUGUUUCCACCAGUGGUGUGUUUCCACCAGGGGUGUGUUUCCACCAGGGGUGUGUUUCCACCAGGGGUGUGUUUCCACCAGGGGUGUGUUUCCACCAGGGGUGUGUUCCCACCAGGGGUGUGUUUCCACCAGGGGUGUGUUUCCACCAGGGGUGUGUUUCCACCAGGGGUGUGUUUCCACCAAACGGACUUGUUGAGGAUAAAAAUCAGUGCAUGAUGACGAAGUGCACACAAAAUAUACUUUUUCACUUAAGUUUUCACGUACCAAAUAAAAAUCUAAAGUUCAGUGUGUUUCCAUUGCAUUUUCAACUCUACCAAUAGUUUUGUUAUAAAAAAAAAACUGUUGAGUAAAAUAGCAAAUUUGCCUAAUCUGGUCUUGGUACAUGCGCUCUAACCAACAGCUCACAGAUACAGUGCGGAUAGGCUCGUCUACAUAAUGAGAUUAUUAUGGAUAAUAGCGAGAAAAUUUGUAUUUUUUAAAUGGCAAUCAAGUGUCGAUCAACAUGUCACCAGAAUCAGACCCUGGAGAUUUAUUGGAAAGGAGCAUCACGAUCACUGUGCACUUUCAUCACCCUGUGAAGUUCUUCAUAAGUUAGGCCUAUUUCAUCUGUAGCCUAAAAAACUGCUUAUCAUCGCGUGACUCAAGGUUUACUUCGAUAUGAUUAUUAUAUGAAUAUUUACCUUUAAAGGCGUUUCCAUUGCCAUUUCUCGCAUAAUUAAUUUAAAAAAUGACACACGAAAGAUCCCACCCCGUUGAACAAAGAAAUGAUCUUUUGGCAUUUAUAAAAUUGUACCUAAACUUCCUGUUUCCAUCACAGAUGUCGUGAUUUUUAAAAGAAUUCACGGUAUGACCUUACUCACAUAAAAACUGGGGAUGGAAACGUCUUAUAUUAUUUGUGACCUCAGACAUAUUUUGAAACCUCAAAGGUACAAUAUCAAAGCGUUCUGAAUUAGGAGUAGAACCUGGGAAGUAAAUGUUCAUAGUAAAAGACUCCAAAGCAACAUGUUUUAGUUUAGUAAAGAUGGAGAUACUCAGGAUAUCCCAGAAAUCAUUUGGGUUUUAAGGGCAUCUUUCAACUUUCAGCACGUAAGUUUCUCUUUUGUAGUGCCAUAAUUGUUUUUACUACAGGUUCCUUGUGUGUACUGCAAGAGUUUGCUAGUAGUGCCUUUUCAGUCAUAGGAAAAUCCUCUCUAAAUCAACUCUGAUAUCAUUUAAUUAAGAUUGCCACGUUUUGUUUCUCAAACCUCCUUGAAUACACUUUUUUUUGUUGCUUUUUUACAUGUGUACAUAUUUUUCUCAUCCAAGUUCUUUAAAAUGUUUAUAUGAAUUUGACAUGUGCCUUUUCUACUUCAUAACCUGCUGAGCAAUUGUUUCCAACAUUUAGUAUCACUGAUAUGAGUAUGAAACUCAAUAUUGCAGUUCAUUGUCACUUUUUGGUACACAGCCGCCACUUAUUUGUUCUGAUGUGGAUUUAAAAACAGGGAAUAACAAAAAUGUAGUUUUGCUUUGUUUGACUGGAUAUUGUUGUACUGUGUAGAAUUGCUUGAAUGGGGUUAGGCCCAUUUUAAGUGCAUUAAUCUACAAACGGGAUUGUUUUCAAAUUGUCAAAUGUAUUCUUGCCAGUUAUGAGCGUGCAACCCUUGUAACCUAACCAAAUUGCACUGAUUACAAUAAAGGGACAUAUUGGAAACAA
Molecule: messenger RNA, 11027 nt
Organism: Oncorhynchus mykiss (rainbow trout)
Lineage: Eukaryota; Metazoa; Chordata; Actinopteri; Salmoniformes; Salmonidae
Source: RefSeq, a predicted model, not a curated record